This is a messenger RNA of Armigeres subalbatus, 755 nucleotides long. RefSeq names its product protein transport protein Sec61 subunit gamma. The transcript is spliced from 2 exons. Gene Ontology annotation, cellular component: Ssh1 translocon complex; membrane. The coding region runs from base 189 to 395 and encodes 68 amino acids. Gene Ontology annotation, molecular function: transmembrane protein transporter activity. Gene Ontology annotation, biological process: protein targeting; post-translational protein targeting to membrane, translocation. Lineage: Eukaryota; Metazoa; Arthropoda; Insecta; Diptera; Culicidae. The record is from RefSeq and is a predicted model, not a curated record.
UUGGGGUUCAACACAUCAGCACGGAGCACCGCGAAGGAAAGGCAGGCAAAUUCAUCACACUUUUCAUUUGGAAGCCCGUGCAGAAGCAACGUAGUUUGUGUGGUUUGUGAAAAAGUUUUAUACUUCUCGUGCUAUUUUGUGUGAAUUACUGCUCCAUCGACGCUAAUAAAAAUUCAAAUCAAACCAGAAUGGAUCAAAUCGCCAAAAUCUACGAACCGGGCCGUUCCUUCGCCAAGGACUCGAUCCGAUUGAUCAAACGUUGCACCAAGCCCGACAGGCGCGAGUUCCAGAAGAUCGCAAUCGCCACGGCUAUUGGAUUCUGCAUUAUGGGAUUUAUCGGUUUCUUCGUCAAACUGAUACAUAUUCCGAUCAACAACAUCAUCGUCGGAUCGUAAGCACGACGGCGAGGCAGACCAAACGAAGUGGUGCCCCCUGCACCGCCCAGUAUCAUUAGGGGUUUGUUGAAUUUUGUGUUGUGACUGAGGAGCUACUGCAGUUAUGAACUUGUCAAUCUUUAAUCCCCAAAAUCGUCAUUCAUGUCAUGUAUAAUCAACAGCCCUUCGAUGAAUUGUCUUUAUAUAUUAAGGAAUCCAACACACUCUUUAGCUUUUAGAGGAACGUUUGAUAGUGUGGUGUUUGUGCGGAUUUGGCUGAGCGAUAAGGCUUGCUGCACGUGCAAACGAGAACAGAUGAUUUAAGUAAACAAAUUGAUUUAUCUUACGAGGAAAUAAUAUAUCUUAUUGUUUCAUAGUAAA